CGGAGUCCCUCUUCCAGGCAGGAGCACCCCUAGCCCACCCCGUGCUCCAACUGCCACUCCCCUAACUGUCACUCAGAACUUCCUUUCUCAGCCCCAGAGCCUGCCUGUCCUUUGGAGGAUCGCUGGCUCAAGAGACAAGAAAGCUUCUUUUGAGGACCAGCAGGACUGCUGGGGAGGAAACCAGCCUGGGUGCUCAAGAACCUCUCAGGGCUUCUCGGCUGUGUGGGAGGACGGUUUUCCUCAGAGGAGCUCCAGAUUUUAACACGAAGAGAAAUAUUGCUUUGCAUCUUCAAAAUGGAAAUGGACUUGGAAGUCAGAGAGCCAAUAGAUUUCAGUUCUGGAGAUCAUCAGCAUCUAGUUCGGAAAGCAGCAGAUAGUAACAUCCACACCAAGGCUGGGCAGCCUUAUGCAACUUCACCUUCUGAAGCACCAAAAACUCAUGGGAAUCCACGUCCUAAGACUAGAGAGCAAAUGGAUAUCUACGUGGUACAAAUUUCAGAUGAGACUACCCCAGAUGACAGCAAUAAUCUAGCCAAUCCAUUCUCAGAUUCAUGGAUCCGCAGAGCCUUCAUUAUAAAAGUAUUCCUGAUCCUGUCAGCUCAGCUGGUGGUCACUGGGGCAAUUGUCAGCGUAUUUCUUUUCUGGAAGGGUUUAAAAGCUUGGGUGCUUGUGAAUGCCUGGUUCACCUAUGCAAUCUUGCCAGCAUUUUUUGUCGUACUCAUCGUCCUUGCUUGCUGUGGGAAACUCCGCCGUCAGGUGCCUGCGAAUUACAUUCUCCUGGGAUUAUUUACAAGUUCUUCAAGGUCUGCUGCUCGGAGCCGUAUCAGUUUUCUAUAAUGCCGAGGAAGUGCUGUGGGCAACAGCAGCAACUGCUCUGGUGACCUUGUCGCUCACUUUAUUUGCUCUUCAGACAAAAUGGGAUUUCACCAUGCUGAAUGGAAUGCUGUUUGUUUUACUCUUCGUACUUAUUAUCUAUGGAAUUCUCUUACUCUUCAUACGAUCAUAUUGGUUGCAUCUGUUGUAUGCUGGACUUGGAACUAUAGUCUUCUCACUUUACUUGGUGAUGGAUGUGCAGCUCAUGGUGGGAGGGCGCCACCAUCACUCUGACCUGGACCCUGAAGAGUAUGUUUUUGCUGCUCUGAACAUCUACUUGGACAUAAUCAACCUUUUCCUUUUUAUUUUGCAACUGGUUGGACUGGGACGGUAGUCAUAUGACCAAGACUAGUUCAUGUCGAAAAGAGGGAAGGAGGGAUGCCUGCGGAAUGUUGCCAGGCUCCGACAUGUGGAGGUUACCACUUCAUAAGCCUUUUAUUAAAAAAAUUUUUUAAAUACUUAUUUUUUGGUCAAAUGAAGCCAAGCAUUCAGUAGAUGGUAGCUGUAGCUAUGAUAUAUUUAGUUCCAUUGUCACAUUGCAAAACUUUCUGGGGGACAUUUCUGAUUUUUAUAAAUUCAAAAGAUGACUAUCAUAAUUACAUACUAACAAACAUUUGUAAGUUGUCCAUAACAUUGUUGAAGUUUUCCAG
This is a messenger RNA of Canis lupus familiaris (dog), 1523 nucleotides long. RefSeq names its product protein lifeguard 2 (gene TMBIM7). The coding region runs from base 295 to 837 and encodes 180 amino acids. Gene Ontology annotation, cellular component: membrane. Lineage: Eukaryota; Metazoa; Chordata; Mammalia; Carnivora; Canidae. The transcript has 11 exons. The record is from RefSeq and is a predicted model, not a curated record.